GAGGGGGGGGGGUUCCACCGCUCUUGGCUUCCCUCCCUCCCUUCCCCGCCACCCUUCCCCGAGACUCCCCGGCCUUGCUCCACUCGGCCGCGGCGUGAGGUCUAUGUGACCGGCGGGCCCGCAGCCGCAGCCGCCGCCGCGCGAACAUGGACGCCGUCAACGCCUUCAACCAGGAGCUCUUUUCACUUAUGGAUAUGAAACCUCCCAUCUCUAGAGCCAAGAUGAUUCUCAUCACUAAAGCUGCUAUUAAGGCUAUUAAGCUUUAUAAGCAUGUAGUUCAAAUAGUAGAAAAAUUCAUCAAAAAGUGUAAACCAGAAUACAAAGUUCCUGGAUUGUAUGUAAUUGACUCAAUUGUGAGACAGUCUCGUCAUCAGUUUGGAACUGAUAAAGAUGUUUUUGGGCCAAGAUUCUCUAAAAACAUAACUGCUACAUUCCAGUAUUUAUAUCUUUGUCCAUCUGAAGAUAAGAGUAAAAUAGUCCGUGUGCUGAAUCUUUGGCAAAAAAAUGGAGUGUUCAAAAUUGAAAUUAUUCAACCACUUUUGGAUAUGGCAGCCGGAACCAGUAAUGCUGCUCCAGUGGCAGAAAAUGUAACCAAUAAUGAAGGCUCACCUCCACCUCCAGUGAAAGUUUCUUCUGAACCUCCUCAGGCCACUCCAAACUCAAUACCUACUGUGCCACAGUUACCUAGCUCUGAUGCUUUUGCUGCUGUGGCUCAGCUGUUUCAGACAACUCAAGGCCAACAGCUUCAGCAGAUCCUUCAGACUUUUCAGCAGCCUCCAAAACCACAGUCUCCCGCCCUUGACAAUGCUGUGAUGGCUCAGGUUCAGGCUAUCACGGCUCAGUUAAAGACAGCUCCUACACAGCCACCUGAGCAAAAACCUGCUUUCCCCCCACCUGAGCAAAAAACUGCAUUUGACAAGAAGCUGCUUGAUAGAUUUGAUUAUGACGAUGAGCCAGAAGCUGUGGAAGAAUCAAAGAAAGAGGAGGCUGCCGGCAUUGCCACUGUAGCCCCUGCUGCUGCAGCCGCCGCUACUGCUGCUGUGGCCACAGCGGCGCCUCCCGCACCCACCAUGGCCGCCCCAGUUGCUGUUCCUGCUGUGCCUGUGCCUGUGCCUGCUGCCAGCUCUCCUCCUCCUCCACAGGCACCGUUUGGAUUUCCUGGAGAUGGCAUGCAGCAACCAGCAUAUGCACAACAUCAAAAUAUGGAUCAGUUUCAACCCCGAAUGAUGGGAUUACAAGAUCCAAUGCACCAUCAGGUUCCACUUCCUCCUAAUGGACAGAUGCCAGGAUUUGGACUUCUUCCUCCUUCAUUUCCUCCCAUGGCUCCACCUGUGAUUCCUCCAACCCCUCCCGUGCAGCAGACUUUCCAACCUUCUUUUCAGGCACAAAAUGAACCACUUGCACAGAAGCCACAUCAGCAGGAAAUGGAAGUAGAACCGCCUUGUAUUCCAGAGGUUAAGCGGCACAUGGCGGACAACAGAAAGUCAAGAUCUAGGUCAGCAUCCAGGUCACCAAAAAGGAGACGAUCUAGAUCUGGUUCUAGAUCUCGAAGGUCUCGCCACCGACGUUCUCGUUCCCGGUCCAGGGAUAGACGUAGACAUUCUCCUCGAUCUCGGUCACAGGAAAGACGAGAUCGAGAAAAAGAGAGAGAACGUCGGCAAAAAGGCCUUCCUCCAAUCAAAUCAGAAACUGCAAGUGUUUGUAGCACUACACUCUGGGUGGGACAGCUGGACAAAAGAACUACUCAACAAGAUGUUGCCAGUCUUUUGGAAGAGUUUGGUCCAAUUGAAUCAAUUAAUAUGAUUCCCCCCAGGGGUUGUGCCUAUAUCGUUAUGGUUCAUAGGCAAGAUGCCUAUCGUGCCCUGCAGAAACUGAGCCGAGGAAACUACAAAGUAAACCAGAAGUCCAUAAAGAUUGCCUGGGCCUUAAACAAAGGAAUCAAAGCAGAUUAUAAACAGUAUUGGGAUGUAGAACUUGGUGUUACUUACAUUCCAUGGGACAAAGUCAAGCCUGAGGAACUGGAGAGUUUUUGUGAAGGAGGAAUGUUGGACAGCGACACACUUAACCCAGAUUGGAAAGGAAUCCCCAAGAAGCCUGAAAAUGAAGUUGCUCAAAAUGGAGGUGCAGAAAGCUCGCACACAGAACCAAUAUCCCCAGUACCUAACCCUUUACCUGUGCCAGUUCCUCCUAUUCCUGUUCCCGCACCUAUAACAGUGCCACCUCCACAGGUCCCCCCACACCAGCCAGGCCCUCCUGUGGUCGGUGCUCUCCAGCCACCCGCUUUCACACCUCCUUUGGGAAUUCCUCCUCCAGGCUUUGGUCCUGGUGUUCCUCCUCCUCCUCCACCUCCACCAUUUUUACGCCCAGGAUUCAAUCCAAUGCAUUUGCCACCGGGUUUUCUUCCUCCUGGACCCCCACCUCCUAUAACUCCACCAGUAUCCAUUCCUCCUCCUCACACUCCACCAAUAAGCAUCCCAAACUCCACUAUCGCUGGUAUAAAUGAAGACACUACAAAAGACUUAUCUAUUGGAAAUCCCAUUCCAACAGUGGUGUCUGGGGCUAGAGGAAACGCCGAGUCUGGUGAGAGUGCGAAAACGUAUGGCUCUGCUGUGCCACCUGCUGCACCCACGAAUCUGCCCACCCCUCCUGUAACUCAGCCUGUUCCACUUCUUGGCACUCAAGGAGUUGCACCCGGUCCUGUAAUUGGGCUGCAGGCACCAUCUACUGGCCUUCUUGGUGCCCGACCUGGCAUGAUUCCACUCCAGCGCCCCCCUGGAAUGCCUCCACCUCAUCUGCAGCGGUUCCCUAUGAUGCCACCCCGCCCCAUGCCACCACACAUGAUGCACAGAGGUCCUCCGCCAGGACCAGGGGGCUUUGCAAUGCCUCCACCUCAUGGAAUGAAAGGGCCCUUUCCACCUCAUGGCCCCUUUGUCAGGCCUGGUGGAAUGCCAGGGCUUGGGGGCCCAGGGCCAGGCCCAGGCGGACCUGAAGACAGAGACGGAAGGCAGCAGCAACCACAGCAGCAGCAGCCGCAGCAGCAGCAGCCGCCUCCACCACAGCCACAGCAGCCGCCCCCAUCACAGCCGCCGGCGGCAGCUCAGCAGCAGCAGCAGCAGUUUAGAAAUGAUAGCAGGCAGCAGUUCAAUUCAGGUAGAGACCAAGAAAGGUUUGGCAGAAGAUCUUUUGGAAAUAGGGUGGAAAAUGACCGGGAACGGUAUGGGAGCCGUAAUGACGACAGAGAGAAUAGUAGUCGUGAAAGGAGAGAGUGGGGAAGGAGGAGUCCUGACCGGGACAGGCACAGAGACUUGGAAGAUAGAAACAGACGCUCUAGUGGGCAUCGAGACAGGGACAGAGACAGGGAUAGGGACUCUAGAGAUAGAGAGUCUCGUAGAGAGAAGGAAGAAACCCGAGGAAAGGAAAAGCCUGAAGUGACAGACAGGGCAGGAGGUAACAAAGCCAUUGAACCUCCCCCUGGCAAAGUGGGGAAUGUAGACACUGUUUCAGAACUUGAUAAAGGGGAGGCCCCGGCCCCGGCCCCAGCGGUAAAGCCUUCCGAAGAGUCGCCUGCUGAGGCUACCUCAUCCGUUGAACCCGACAAGGAUUCUGGCUCAGCAGCAGAGGCUCCUCGCUAGAGACUAGAACUUGACAAAUGUGACGGUGACACUUGUGGUGUGUAGAGCUUGAGGUGUACAAAAGCUGUAUUAUAUUUGCUCCUGCUAAUCGCAGCCCCACAGUAGUUAGUGGGGAAUUGUAAGCAAUUUGAUUGCUUCCCUUCUAUUUAAAAAUAGCCACAAAAUAACAAAAAAAAAAAUACUGAAAAUAUGAAUAUUACCCUUUUUGCUGUAACUUUUUAAAAGUUUUGACUUUAAAAAGUUUACAAAUCGUAAUUAGAAGUGCUCUCUAUUUUUUUUUUAAUUUAAGACAAGGUAACGGUGAAAGCUCCUCAAAACAAUAGGGAUGUUUUUAAUAAACUCUAUUUUCGUAACAAA
Messenger RNA from Jaculus jaculus (lesser Egyptian jerboa), 3989 nucleotides. It is a transcript of the gene Scaf4, whose product is annotated as SR-related CTD associated factor 4. The record is from RefSeq and is a predicted model, not a curated record. The coding region runs from base 147 to 3632 and encodes 1161 amino acids. Gene Ontology annotation, molecular function: RNA binding; RNA polymerase II C-terminal domain phosphoserine binding. Lineage: Eukaryota; Metazoa; Chordata; Mammalia; Rodentia; Dipodidae. Gene Ontology annotation, cellular component: nucleus. The transcript has 20 exons. Gene Ontology annotation, biological process: negative regulation of termination of RNA polymerase II transcription, poly(A)-coupled.